AUGUUUCACCACCAUCAUCAAUCUCACAAUGUUAACUCUAAUAUUGAUAUCUAUUCAACUCCAAUAAGGGGUGAAAGUUUAGACGAAAAUGAAAUGGAGUAUGAUGAUGAUGAUGAUGAUGAUGAAAAUGAAGGAAAUGAUCAAGAUGAUCAAUAUGGUGAAGAUGGAGGAAAUACUGUUCAUCAUGUUGAUGCUAGUCUUUACACCCAACCAUCAUUUCAAGAUCUACUACCUAAUAAUAAUGAUGAAGCCCCUAUACCUUCAAAGAAAAGUUGGGAUUUGAUGGAAGAUAUUGCUCUCAUAUGUUCAGUCAUGAACACAAGUACAGAUCCAAUUGUGAGCACCAACCAAAAGAUAAGAGUGAGGUGGCAGAAAGUUAAGAAAGCUUAUGAAGCAGCGAGGAUGGAACGACCCCAUCUGAUCCCACGAAGAACCGCCGACAUGCUUAAAUGUCGUUGGGGUAGACUUGCUCCAGCAUGUUUGAAGUGGUCUGGAAGUUAUGAUGAGGCUCUUAGGAGGAAGAAGAGUGGCACGACAGAUGAAGAUGUGCUUAAAAGAAGCAUAUUUAAUCCAUCAAAGAAAACACGUGAUGUUAGUAGUGAAAGUAGUGGGAAAAGAUCAAGGACGGAAGAAGAUUCUGAAACACCAACAAGUGAACCUCAAGGAGGAUCAUCUACUCGCCCCGAGGGUGUGAAGAAGGCUAAGGCUCGCAUGACUGAGAAAAUGGUUGCAGAUCAAUCAAUUCAAGCUUUGAGUGCAUUUGGAGAGAGUCUUCGACUUAAUUCAGAAAUAGUGAAAGAGAAGACAGAACUUCAAAAACGAAAAGAAGCCCGAAAACAAAAACAACUUCAACUGGAAGAAUAUCGAAUGAAUUGGGAGAUCUAUGAAUCAUUAAGCAAAAAGGAAACUCUUCAGCCAUGGGAAGCUAAUAUGAUGGUUCAACUUGGACAAUACCUUUAG
Molecule: messenger RNA, 960 nt
Organism: Amaranthus tricolor (Joseph's coat)
Lineage: Eukaryota; Viridiplantae; Streptophyta; Magnoliopsida; Caryophyllales; Amaranthaceae
Exons: 3
Coding region: 1-960 (319 amino acids)
Source: RefSeq, a predicted model, not a curated record